AUGACAAACAGAGAUAUUCAAUAUAUUAUAGAUAACGUACCAUUUGACUAUAGUAUUAAGAUAGAAGAAUCAAAUAUUCGAUGUUUCACAUCACCCACCCUAAAAUCCGAAUUCCCUGAACCGAGUUCAGGAAGUGAUCAGCAAAUUUCUUGCGAAAAAGAAAAUAAAGAUUCAGAAUUUUUGGAAACAGAGGAUAAUAAUAUAAGUGAGAAAGCCAAAUCUUUACCAGAAGAAGAGAUAGAUGAACCCAAUGAUUCUUUAGAUUCUAACUCAGAACUCUCUGAUGAUGAUGGGUUCUGUGGUUUUUCCGACGAUGAUGAUGAAGGCUAUUAUUAUGAUUUAAGUACCGGUGAAACUUAUAGAAAAUCAGAUCGUUCAAUCUGCAUAUAUUAA
Molecule: messenger RNA, 393 nt
Organism: Ambispora leptoticha
Lineage: Eukaryota; Fungi; Glomeromycota; Glomeromycetes; Archaeosporales; Ambisporaceae
Source: the annotation of a GenBank genome assembly